GACCCUGGAGUCCUUCAGGCCCCGGAGGAUUGCUAGAACAGACCACAAGUUCAAGAAAAACUCACUUGGCAUUGUAUUUCUUUCCACAGCUGAACUCUGUCCGAGAGGCCCAGUUAGAGCUGCUGGAGGCAGCAAGACCCCGCGGGCCGGGGAGCAGGGAGCGGGGCCCAGUACUGAGGAUGGCCAGGCAGCAGCAGCCGCCGCCCUGGGUCCACGCAGCCUUCCUGCUCUGCCUCCUCAGCCUCAGCGGGGCCAUCGAGAUUCCUAUGGAUCCAAGCAUUCAGAAUGAGCUGUCCCAGCCCCCGACCAUCACCAAGCAGUCAGUGAAGGACCACAUCGUGGAUCCCCGUGAUAACAUCUUGAUUGAGUGUGAAGCAAAGGGGAACCCGGCCCCCAGCUUCCACUGGACUCGCAACAGCAGGUUCUUCAACAUCGCCAAGGACCCCCGUGUGUCAAUGAGGAGGAGAUCCGGGACCCUGGUGAUCGACUUCCGCAGUGGGGGGCGGCCCGAGGAAUAUGAGGGGGAAUACCAGUGCUUUGCCCGGAACAAAUUUGGCACGGCCCUGUCCAAUAGGAUCCGCCUGCAGGUGUCCAAAUCUCCCCUGUGGCCCAAGGAAAACCUAGACCCUGUCGUGGUUCAAGAAGGUGCUCCCUUGACCCUCCAGUGCAACCCCCCACCCGGACUUCCGUCCCCAGUCAUCUUCUGGAUGAGCAGCUCCAUGGAGCCCAUCACCCAAGACAAGCGCGUCUCCCAGGGCCACAACGGAGACCUGUAUUUCUCUAACGUGAUGUUGCAGGAUAUGCAGACAGACUACAGCUGCAAUGCCCGCUUCCACUUUACCCACACCAUCCAGCAGAAGAACGCGUUCACCCUCAAGGUCCUCACCACCCGAGGAGUUGCAGAAAGGACCCCCAGCUUCAUGUACCCCCAGGGCACGGCGAGCAGUCAGAUGGUACUGCGUGGCAUGGACCUCGUGCUGGAGUGCAUCGCCUCCGGGGUCCCGACACCAGAUAUCGCGUGGUACAAGAAAGGUGGGGACCUCCCAUCAGACAAGGCCAAGUUUGAGAACUUUAACAAGGCUCUGCGCAUCACCAACGUCUCUGAGGAGGACUCUGGAGAGUAUUUCUGCCUGGCCUCCAACAAGAUGGGCAGCAUCCGGCACACGAUCUCGGUGAGAGUAAAGGCUGCUCCCUACUGGCUGGACGAACCCAAGAACCUUAUCCUGGCUCCUGGCGAGGACGGGAGACUGGUGUGUCGAGCCAAUGGGAACCCCAAGCCCACCGUCCAGUGGAUGGUAAACGGGGAACCUUUGCAAUCGGCACCACCCAACCCAAACCGCGAGGUGGCUGGGGACACCAUCAUCUUCCGGGACACCCAGAUCAGCAGCAGGGCUGUGUACCAGUGCAACACGUCCAACGAGCACGGCUACCUGCUGGCCAACGCCUUCGUCAGUGUGCUGGACGUGCCCCCUCGGAUGCUGUCACCCCGGAACCAGCUCAUUAGGGUGAUCCUGUACAACCGGACGCGGCUGGACUGCCCGUUCUUUGGGUCUCCCAUCCCCACACUCCGAUGGUUUAAGAACGGGCAAGGCAGCAACCUGGAUGGUGGCAACUACCAUGUCUAUGAGAACGGCAGCCUGGAAAUCAAGAUGAUCCGCAAAGAGGACCAAGGCAUCUACACCUGCGUCGCCACCAACAUCCUGGGCAAAGCUGAAAACCAGGUCCGCCUGGAGGUCAAAGACCCCACCAGGAUCUACCGGAUGCCCGAGGACCAGGUCGCCAAAAGGGGCACCACGGUGCAGCUGGAGUGUCGGGUGAAGCACGACCCCUCCCUGAAGCUCACGGUCUCCUGGCUGAAGGAUGACGAGCCCCUUUACAUCGGAAACAGGAUGAAGAAGGAGGACGACUCCCUGACCAUCUUUGGUGUGGCUGAGCGAGACCAGGGGAGUUACACGUGCGUUGCCAGCACUGAGCUGGACCAAGACUUGGCCAAGGCCUACCUUACUGUGCUAGCUGAUCAGGCCACUCCAACUAACCGUUUGGCUGCCCUGCCCAAAGGACGGCCGGACCGACCCCGGGACCUGGAGCUCACCGACCUGGCCGAGAGGAGCGUGAGGCUGACGUGGAUCCCAGGGGACGAUAACAACAGCCCCAUCACAGACUACGUCGUCCAGUUCGAAGAGGACCAGUUCCAGCCGGGGGUCUGGCAUGACCAUUCCAAGUUCCCGGGCAGCGUCAACUCCGCCGUCCUCCAGCUGUCCCCAUACGUCAACUACCAGUUCCGGGUCAUUGCCAUCAACGAGGUGGGCAGCAGCCACCCCAGCCUCCCCUCCGAGCGCUACCGAACCAGCGGGGCGCCCCCUGAGUCCAAUCCCGCCGACGUGAAGGGAGAAGGGACCAGAAAGAACAACAUGGAGAUCACGUGGACGCCCAUGAAUGCCACCUCUGCCUUUGGCCCCAAUCUGCGCUACAUCGUCAAGUGGCGGCGGAGAGAAACCCGAGAGACGUGGAACAACGUCACAGUGUGGGGCUCCCGCUACGUGGUGGGGCAGACGCCUGUCUACGUACCCUAUGAGAUCCGGGUCCAGGCUGAAAAUGACUUUGGGAAGGGCCCUGAGCCAGACACUGUCAUCGGCUACUCCGGGGAAGAUUAUCCCAGGGCUGCGCCCACUGACGUUAAAAUCCGAGUCCUGAACAGCACAGCCAUCAGCCUUCAGUGGAACCGCGUCUAUCCCGACACGGUGCAGGGCCAACUCAGAGAGUACCGAGCCUACUACUGGAGGGAGAGCAGCUUGUUGAAGAACCUGUGGGUGUCUCAGAAGAGGCAGCAAGCCAGCUUCCCCGGUGACCGCCCCCGUGGCGUGGUGUCCCGCCUCUUCCCCUACAGUAACUACAAGCUGGAGAUGGUUGUGGUCAAUGGGAGAGGCGAUGGGCCUCGCAGUGAAACCAAGGAAUUCACCACCCCGGAAGGAGUACCCAGUGCCCCCAGGCGUUUCCGAGUCCGGCAGCCCAACCUGGAGACAAUCAACCUGGAAUGGGAUCAUCCAGAACACCCCAAUGGGAUCCUGAUCGGAUAUACUCUCAAAUACGUGGCCUUUAAUGGAACCAAAUUAGGAAAGCAGAUAGUGGAAAACUUCUCUCCCAAUCAGACCAAGUUCACGAUGCAAAGAGCAGACCCCGUGUCGCGCUACCGCUUUACCCUCAGUGCCAGGACGCAGGUGGGCUCUGGGGAAGCAGCCACAGAGGAGUCACCAGCACCCCCGAACGAAGCUACUCCAACCGCAGCUCCUCCCACGUUGCCCCCGACUCCGGUGGGUGCGACGGGCGCUGUGAGCAGUACUGACGCUACUGCCACCGCUGCCACCACCGAAGCCACCACAGUCCCCACCAUCCCAGGUGUCGCACCUACCACCAUCGCCACCACCACCACCACCACCACCGCCGCCACAACUACAACCACUGCCGCCGCCGCCGCCACCACGGAGAGGCCUCCCGCCACCACCUCCGGGACUAAGAUGCCCGAAUCCGCCCCCGACAGGCAGUCCAUAUGGAACGUCACGGUCCUCCCCAACAGUAAAUGGGCCAACAUCACCUGGAAGCACAAUUUCGGGCCCGGAACUGACUUUGUGGUUGAGUACAUCGACAGCAACCAUACGAAAAAAACUGUCCCUGUUAAGGCCCAGACCCAGCCUAUACAGCUGACAGACCUCUAUCCCGGGAUGACAUACACGUUGCGCGUUUAUUCCCGGGACAACGAGGGCAUCAGCAGUACCGUCAUCACCUUUAUGACCAGUACAGCUUACACCAACAACCAGGCGGACAUCGCCACCCAGGGCUGGUUCAUCGGGCUCAUGUGCGCCAUCGCCCUCCUGGUACUGAUCCUGCUCAUUGUCUGUUUCAUCAAGAGGAGUCGAGGUGGCAAGUACCCAGUGCGAGAAAAGAAGGAUGUUCCCCUUGGCCCUGAAGACCCCAAGGAAGAGGAUGGCUCCUUUGACUACAGUGACGAGGACAACAAGCCCCUGCAGGGCAGCCAGACGUCCCUGGACGGCACCAUCAAGCAACAGGAGAGUGACGACAGCCUGGUGGACUAUGGCGAGGGUGGCGAGGGGCAGUUCAACGAGGACGGCUCCUUCAUCGGCCAGUACACGGUCAAAAAGGACAAGGAGGAGACAGAGGGCAACGAAAGUUCGGAGGCCACGUCACCUGUCAACGCCAUCUAUUCUCUGGCCUGAUGGAGCCCCUCCGCCCAGGGCACAGCCACUACUUUGCAAGUGGGAGGAGGGGAAAGGGGGAGAUGAAGCCACUACAGACCUACCACACAGCCACCACCACCUUCAGGGACAAGGGUACCACGUGGGGGUCUGCCAAGCUGUGAGGACCAGUGACCACCCAGCCAACCACAAGCCCCCUCCCGCUGACCCCCCCUGCACCCCCGAGGUGCCACCAUGUGGGAGAGCUAGAGUCCUGGCUAAGCUCAGCUGGAGGGACCCCAGUCCUUUGCUCAGCUUCACAGCCACCUUGAGCCUCCCACCCCCGCUGCCCGCCCUCGACCUUGGCACACACACUCACCAGUUUCUGUUGGUUACGGCCCUUUGCGUUGUCUUUGUUUUUGCUUUGUGCAUCUCCCCACCCUCCGCCCAGACCCAGCAUCUCCAUUUUCUUUUCCUGGUGAACAAAUGUCCCUGGAUGAGGAAAGAAUGAGUGGAUUCUCCCCCAGAGAGGCAGAAGGAUCGAUCUGUAAAAGAACAGACAGAAAAGCUGUAGUAUUCAAACCACCACUGGGCCAAUGUAUUUCCGAAGGAUGCCUUUCUCGCCAUAUGCCUCCCCUUGCCCCCAACCCGUUCGCCUUGGCCUUGUCAGUUGCUGAGCUGGGCUUGGCUCCUUUCUGGAAAAUGACAGUAUUUUUGGCAGGGAGAGAGUGGGCAGGCCGCCUCGCCUCGCUCUGGGUCACUCGGGAGGUGGGCUUACCUCUUGCUCCUUGCUCUCACCCUGCCCCUUCCUCCAGAGCGUCCAAGACAAGAACCGCACUGACUCUGAAGAAGGAGUUUGAGGAACAGGAGUGGGCGCUGAUGGGAAAGACUUCAACUCCAGUGACCGUGUACCUCAAGCAGAAGAAAAUCGGGCGUCCGGUCCCUGGGGAGCUGGGCUCACCUCCAGAGAGAAGAAAAGGACUGGGUUUCGACCUCCUUCUUCCCCAUCAGUGAAACCCAGGAUGUGGGAGAGGGGACCUGGCCCGCUGCGUGGAGGGCAGAGGGCGCCCCUCCCCCGACCUGGUCGGGGAUCUCCACCGCUGUCCUCACAGAGAUGGGACCACGUGACGCAAAAGCUUUGCUGGUGUGUUUGGGGGUGACAGGUGGUGCUCCCCCUUUCGCCUCUAGCCGAUGGCAUCUCGCUCAAUUCUGUACGAUGCUGAAACCGGUGUUUUACACGGUGCGUGGAUGGGGCCCGGCUGCCCCUGAGACUGAACCAGUGUGUGUCCUUUCCUUGGGGUAUUUACAUAUCAGGAGAGCCCGCGGGAACACCACGCUGACAGUGUUGUAGAGCCUGGCCUGGGGACUCCGCGCCCUUCGUAUGCCUUAUGCAGCUCUGAUUCCGGCCCUGCAGUUCCCAGGUUCCCAGCCCCUCCCUGCAAGCCUUGAAGCCUCCAGCAACGUCUGUCUCAAGGAGACCGGGGCGGCCUAUGCGAGCGUCACAGCAGAACCAGAAGCAGCCGCUCGACACGUGCCCUGCCACCCGUGGCCCCAGAUGGAGACCCUCGCGGACCGCAGUUCUCAGAGACCGAAGGCUCUGCCUUCGUCCUCCCCACCUAAUCCGUUUUUGAAACCAAAGGUACCUAGCCUCAGAGAGAGAUCUUGAGCCUAAGAGCAGCCCGGCAGCUGUGGCUGCUGCUAGAGUCGGUUUCGGGAGGGUGAGGCUGACCCCUAGGAAUGGCCACACGCACAGCGUCAGAUUAGAGCCUCCAGCUGCUUGCCGGGGGUGGGGGGGGCAGCCUGGGCAGGAACAGGGCUGUGUCCUUCAGAGAACUUAUUAAACCAUCGUCUGCCACACGUUCAAGCCACAAAGGUAUUAGCACUGCUUGCAUCACUUAAUAAGCAGUCAGUGAGGGUCAAGCCCAUAGACACACACACUCUGUCCGCAGGUGAGAAAUCAUAGCCUAGAGCUGAGCCAAUUAUGCUAUUUGAACCCGAGGGCAAGUCACUGUCCUUUGGCCCAGGCCGUGGCCAGGCUUGCAGCCUAGGAGCCCGGGGGGCAGCCCUCUCGUGGUGAAAGGGGACAGGGUGAAUAACGGGGGGCUAGGAGUGAGCUCAGGGGCCCCCUCCCCUGGCUUUCCUCUGUCACCUGCCUGGAUACAGCGGGGCAUGCCUGCAGCGUCUGCCCAGAGUCCCUCAAGGGAACGUCAGGGAAGAGUGCCUGCGAACUGAAUUCAAAGACAAGCCUUUCCAGAAAACACUCUGGAUCUGAGCAGACUAGCCCGUUUCUCAGGCCCUCAUUCCAUGUUACCACACACACCAGUGAACUCACUGCACCGAAAGCAGGCCUGUAGGGCGGGAGGACCGUGCGAUGUCCCGUGACUGCCGCACAGCCGGUGACCGCAGAAGGGCUUGUGCUGCCACGGGGUCUUGGGGAGAGAGGAUUCCUUAGCUGUCCGCUCCUCGUUUGUGUCCCGCCAGCUCUGAGCCAUCCCCCUCCGCGUAGGAAGGCAGGGCCAGCAGCCGUGUUGAGAGGCUGUCGUGCUGGGGAUACUGAACGCUGCCCGAAUCACAGCCCUCCCGGCAGGCAAGAGCCAGCCUGAGCCCGGGGAACCCGUUCUCCCCAGGCAGAGAUACUGAGGCGUGUGGAUUGCAGGGUUAGGGAGCAGCCCUCGCGGGAAGAGGGAGCCCAGAGUGGAGCCCACCCAGCUCAGCAGGAAGGCAGUGUGGCCCAGCACUCCCUGCCAGCCGGGGCUCUCGAGCGACCACCUGCAAACGUACCAACCACGAGGCAGUGCUUCCACGGUGCUUCCGCCUGCCUGGCUGUUGGGGGUGGGGGGCGGGGGAAGUGUGGGUCAUCUUGCAGCCACUCUAGAAGUCCCACCGCCUGAGCUGCCGUCCCACCUGCAGUGCUCAGCCGCAGGAGCUGUGGCCUUCCUCGUGUGUCCAUUCGUGGGCUCCAGGUAGUCUCGAACAUCCAGUCUGAGCUGGGCUCCGAGACCUGGAGAGGGUACCAUGGUGAAUAGUCGGGGGCGGCGCCCGCCUCACAGGGCUGACAGUCCACAGUGGGCACUGAUCUGGAGCAUGACGAAUGCUUAAGCCACUAGCGGCUCCAGGCUCAAAGGGAGAAGCUUCAGAGAGAGCGCAUGGCCCUGGGGACCACGUAGACCUCAGGACCAGGAUGGUCAGAGACCACAGGGUGGGGUUCAGGACCAGUACCGCUUCCCGAGCCUCUUUGAGCUGCCCUUGGGGGCAAGUUGCUCGACUUGUCUGUAAUUUUGGUGCCGCCGUCUCCCAUAUUUAGUCCCGCCUUUAAAUACCUGUCCCCACCAAGGGGCAAGGGCCCACCUGAAGGGGCAGGGCGGCCAGUGCCGGAGGAGGCACGUUGCAGGGCCGGGAGACAGCUGCUUCCCACCUCGCCUGGGUUCUGGUGAAGGGGACCCACCUUUCCUUACCUUGCUUUGAGGAGAUGGUUAAGGUUAGGUUAAGGGAAAACCAGACUAGCUCUUUCCCGUUCCAUUUGUCUUUGCCCUGGGAGGUUGGAGGCAUCUGGUCCACCCCCCUCCUGGCAAGUCCCAACGUCUGGAGAAGUGUCCACCUGUCCAAGAAGCAGCCAGUGCCAACACCGUUCACCCUGCAUGGGGUAUCUGCAACCUGGGCCGGAUACGGCUUUCGUAGCCGCCCUGAACACAGCCUGAGAAAAGGGCCGGAAACAGAUCUGAGUCCUUUUGUGGAUUGUCCAGCUGAGGGACCGCCUGCCCUGCGCACACCCAGCAGCCACGCCUGGGCAUGCCCACGCCUGGCUCGCGCACAGAGCAAGGUGGCACUUUCAGAGGGAACACUAUGGAUUAUGACAUUGCCUUAGCGUGAGUUCACACCCUGGCCCGCUUGAGAUGAGAUGUGAAGUGUGGGUACGAUCGACGCUCAGGGCAGGGGGAGGGGAGCCACCCAGGUUGGACCCCGUUUGGGUGAUUCCUGCAGGCAGAAUUGAGAAGGGGUCUGACCCAAAGGAGAGGGCACCUUCCCCAGAAGCAGUAUGGGCAGCGGCUCUUUAAGGCUCCUGGAGCCCCUUGCAGGACCAGAUCCAAGCCACAGAGAGUCACAAACAGCCCACAGGACGGAAGCAGUGGAACACUUUGCCUCAGUCUUUGCAAGGCUGCUUCACUAACACAGAAGAGGUGGGGCUCCCCAGGCUCUCGGUCAGCAGGGCCGGUGCCAGAGAGUCACUUCUCAGUGGGAGGGCACUGGAGGCUGGCACAGGGCCUGCUCCCCCUUGGUGACACCUUGUGUUCACCACUCCUGCAGCCCCUGCCGAACACACACAGCUCUGCUAGGAAGAAAUCACCUGGCGGAGCUUUGCAUGGUGGCUUAGGAGAAGCAUGUAGGGAGGUCCCUGAUUUAAAAAAAAAAAAA
This is a messenger RNA of Panthera uncia (snow leopard), 8603 nucleotides long. RefSeq names its product neurofascin (gene NFASC). The record is from RefSeq and is a predicted model, not a curated record. The transcript is spliced from 30 exons. NCBI's taxonomy places the organism in Eukaryota, Metazoa, Chordata, Mammalia, Carnivora, Felidae. Bases 180 to 4232 code for a protein of 1350 amino acids. Gene Ontology annotation, molecular function: cell-cell adhesion mediator activity. Gene Ontology annotation, biological process: cell-cell adhesion; brain development.